ACAUGUGACACAAUUGGGCUCUGAAAUCUCGCUCUAUUCUUUAUCGCGAGGCCGUGGCCCUUCCUUUUCCCUUUUCACUUCAAGUCCAAGAUGGGAGUUGACAUCAGGCAUAACAAGGACCGCAAGGUUCACAGGAAGGAGCCCCGGAGCCAGGAUAUCUACCUGAGGCUUCUGGUCAAGUUGUACAGAUUCCUGGCUCGUCGUACUGAUGCCCCCUUCAAUAAAGUCAUCCUGAGGAGACUCUUCAUGAGCAAGACCAACAGGCCUCCCCUCUCCCUGGCCCGUCUGAUCCGUAAAAUGAAGCUGCCUGGCCGCGAGGGUCUGACCGCCGUUGUUGCAGGAACCAUCACUGAUGAUGUCAGGAUCCAGGAAAUUCCCAAACUGAAGGUCUGCGCUCUGAAGGUGACUGACGGUGCUCGCCGCAGGAUCCUCAAGUCCGGUGGCACCAUCAUGACCUUUGACCAGCUGGCUUUGACUGCCCCCAAGGGUCAGGGAACCGUGCUGCUGUCUGGUCCUCGUAAGGGUAGAGAGGUGUACAGGCACUUCGGCAAGGCCCCAGGUACCCCUCACAGCCAUACCAAGCCGUACAUCCGCUCCAAAGGCAGGAAGUUCGAGCGUGCCCGUGGUCGCAGAGCCAGCCGUGGCUACAAGAACUAAAAUUCUUUUUUGUGUUCUCUACCGUAUGAUCCCAAUAAAGCGUUGGGUAAAAAAAAAAAAA
Molecule: messenger RNA, 718 nt
Organism: Clupea harengus (Atlantic herring)
Lineage: Eukaryota; Metazoa; Chordata; Actinopteri; Clupeiformes; Clupeidae
Gene: rpl18
Product: ribosomal protein L18
Biological process (GO): translation
Cellular component (GO): cytosolic large ribosomal subunit; ribosome
Molecular function (GO): RNA binding; structural constituent of ribosome
Source: RefSeq, a predicted model, not a curated record